Messenger RNA from Amborella trichopoda, 1451 nucleotides. RefSeq names its product taxane 9-alpha-hydroxylase 1. Gene Ontology annotation, biological process: sterol metabolic process. The record is from RefSeq and is a predicted model, not a curated record. Gene Ontology annotation, molecular function: oxidoreductase activity, acting on paired donors, with incorporation or reduction of molecular oxygen; iron ion binding; monooxygenase activity. Lineage: Eukaryota; Viridiplantae; Streptophyta; Magnoliopsida; Amborellales; Amborellaceae.
GCCAUGGCUAUGUUUUUCGGAGGUAAUUUCAGUCAAACAUUUCGAAAGAAGAAGCUCCCUCCAGGAAAUCUAGGGUUACCAUUGAUCGGUGAGUCCAUCGGUUUCCUGAAAGCCCACAAGGGCGACAAGGCGGCUGCUUGGAUCGAGCAAAGGAUUGCGAAGUUUGGGCCCGUCUUCAAGACAUCUCUAAUGGGCUCAAAAACGAUCGUCUUGAUUGGCCCCUCUGCAAACCGUUUCAUGUUCAAUGAUGCAGCAAUAGGGAGCCAUCAACCGGUAGGGGUAACCCAAAUACUGGGACCUAACAAUAUCUUUGAGCUCAAUGGAGAGAGACAUAAGAUUGUCAAGUCUUCUUUUAUGGGCCUACUGAAGCCCGAUGGGCUCCGAACCCAUGUCCCGACGAUGAGUAGCAUCAUUUGCAGCCAGAUUGAACGCGAGUUCGAAGGCAAGGACUCGGUGCAUGCCGUGCCAAUAAUGAAACGACUCGCCCUUCGCCUAACGUGUGCGUUGCUCUUUGGGAUUGCUGAUGAGGAGUGGGAUGAGGAUGCAAUGGUUCAAGAAUUUACGGACGCCAUUAGAGCAGCAUGGACGGUCCCGAUCGAUUUUCCUGGGACGACAUUUAGGCGCGGGCUAAAAGCGAGGGCUAAGAUUGGAGAGUUCUUCUCAGGCUUGUUGCAGAGGAGGAGGGAGAAGAUGGAGGGUGGGGAGGUGGGAGAAGACGUGGUUUGCUCUAUGUUAGGAGUUAGAGAUGGAGAGGGGAAGGGUUUGAGUGAGAGUGAGAUUAUAGAUAAUCUUGUAACGCUCAUGUUUGCUAGUCAUGAUACUACUGCUGUUGUCUUGAUUUUGACGCUCAGGCAAAUGGCAAGGGAUGAAAAAGUACAUGACAAAAUCCUUCAAGAGCAAAAGAAGAUUGGUAGGGAAAUGGACGGGUCAGAUGGGAGGCUCACUUGGAAUGAGUUGCAAAAGAUGAAGUAUACAUGGACGGUCGUCCAGGAGUUGAUGAGGAUGACACCACCCGUUUUUGGCAACUUCAAAAAGGCACUUAAGGACACCACUUUUGGUGGCUUUGAUAUCCCUAAAGGAUGGCAGGUAUUUUGGGUGUCAAGUGGCACACACUUGAACGAGAAGAUCUUCCAGGAACCCCAAAAGUUCGAGCCCUCAAGAUUUGAGGCCUCUUCAAAAUCAUUCCCCUCGUAUACAUACAUCCCCUUUGGAGCUGGACCUCGUUCUUGCCCAGGCAAUGAGUUUGCUAGAGUUGAGAUUCUCUCAACCAUCCAUCACUUGGUCACCAAAUAUCGAUGGUCAGAAAUGGUCCCUAAUGAGCCCUUGACCCACCAACCCCUCCCUUAUCCAGCCUUCGGUCUCCCCAUCAAGAUUGAGACCAUAAAAAAUUCCCUACAAUAAAAAUUUCUACAAUAAAUGGAAAGUUUGGUUCCUUUGUUUUCUUCUUUACG